Molecule: messenger RNA, 432 nt
Organism: Paraglomus brasilianum
Lineage: Eukaryota; Fungi; Glomeromycota; Glomeromycetes; Paraglomerales; Paraglomeraceae
Source: the annotation of a GenBank genome assembly
ACGGAUCAGUUCAAUGAUUACUAUCGGUUGGGGGAGACACUAGCAGCGUAUAUCGAGGUGACGAAAAAUAUAUUGGAUACCCUAUGGUGUCUAGUCGAGGAAUUUAUGUUACGUCACGAAUAUGAAAAAAACAAAGGAUUUAAUGAAUAUUUUUCCGCAAUAGUUAAUUCCAUUAUUUUAAAAUUGAGGGUCCUUCGAAUAAACACUCUCUUGUCUGUGUACGAUACGGACACGGUUGAAUCUCUAAAAGUCGUCAGAGAAAAACUUCGCACCGAGGAAAUAGCCAAGCAGACGAAACUACGCCAAGUGGAAGAACUCUUGGGAAAAUACGAGACUUUCGGGUCAGAGUUUGAGGAAAUUAUCAAGGAAUACAUAGCAUUGCAGAAAGAUAUUUUAGUCGCAGAAGAUAAUCUUCGUCGCAUAACAGGAUAA